AUGGGAGACGCCCGCGUUGUGUUGACGACACUUAUUAACGAGAAUCUACUGACACCAGGUCCUAAGAAACUCUAUGUGUCAUAUUACCGUAAGCGUGUAUACGCAGACCUAUUGUCAGAUGGGUCUAUUCGCUUUAAGGAUCAAGUAUACACGUCACCAGUUCCCUGUGCUUUACAUAUGAAGCGUACAUUGAAUCCCUCUCUUAAGUCGGAUGCAGGUUGGUCGUCCAUGUAUUCAACGACAUCAGGCAAAAGUCUUAAGGAUAUUAAAGAUCGACUGAAUCUUCAUAAACGCGGCACAAAUGCACGAUCUAUUCAGAAAGAUAAGAAAGCAGCUACAUCAUUGUCAUUAUCAUCAUCAUCUACGGUCAAUGAUCGCGUUGGUCAAGUGGUGGCUGCUACGAUCAAGAAUAAAGUGGGUCUGAAGUGUACGGCAUGUAAGGAAGAAGCUACGUCGGACGUGGCUGAGUGCAGUGCCUGCCACAGUAAGACGCAUUGGAAAUGCGCAAGUCCUGUACUUGAGGCGGCACCGUUAACAUCUUGGUUCUGCGAGAAAUGUCUGACGGGGCAAGCCGACAGAAUCCUCGAGUUCCUUCAGCAAACCCGUCGUGUUCUUGUUGAACGUAUUGCAGAACAAAAGGAGGCGGAAGAUACAGCAAAAGACAAGAAAGCCCUAGCUGCUACCGAGACGAUUGAGGAGAAGGAACAUGAAGUGAAGGAAGACAAGACAGCAACGCUUAUAGAGGUGGUCAAGGAGGAGGAUGAUCGAAGCGCUAAGAACGAUGAGAAAUCUUUGUCUGAAGACAAAAUUACAAAAGAUGUUGCAGAAGCAGAAGUAGAUAGUGUUGUUGUUGUAUCUGAGGAUAAAGAACCUGAGGACGGUAAUUGCGAUGGUGCAUCUGUGACGGCUGGUAGCUCGAGCGGCCCACCGACAGAACCAAUUGUAGCUUCUAAGACAAUGGCUAGUGAGGUUGUAGAAGAUGAAGGAGGUACACCAGGGGACGAACAGAAGGACACCACGCCCGAUGCUUUGGAAGAAAAGGAGAGGAAACAUGAGGAUCUUGAUCCAACCACUGACGUGGCAGGUGCAAAGGAACGCGAAACAUUGUCGUCAAAAAACCAGGAUAAUGUUACAGAGGACGAAAACAUUGACAGUCAGCAAUUCAUUAUAACCGAAAUUACGCAGACGCCAAGCGCGGAAGAACAGUUAUUGGUGUUGAUUGAUGGCCUCAUUGCAGAGGUAUCGUCCAAGAAUGAUAGGACUAAUUUGAUCGCUAACACCACGGGUGCGAUGCUGGUGCACCUCGAGAAAACGCAAUUGGUGCAGCUAAUGGAUUAUGGCAAACGCGAAAUUCUGGCGGCUAUUCAGCCUGAGAGCGAAGAAGACAAAGAGCAGGAAGGUGGUGAUGCGGAAGAUGACCAGGAUGGUUCUGCAUCGUGUAACAAUUCUGAAGUGGGUUCUCUCAUCAAAAUCUUUGACUUACGCCACCAAAUCCUGUCAUCACAGUCCCAAUUUGAACGUACUACGAGCACACUAGCCAAGCGCACUCAAAUAGAUAUUUGCAAUGCCGAAACUAGAAUUAUGGAACUGGAGGAGUUUCGAACUUUGGAAACGAGGGCGAUCACAAAAGUGGUUGAUUUGGUUAAUCAAUACUCGAACGACUUGGAAGAGUGCAAACAGAAAAAAUAUUACAACGAGAUGCUUCUUGAGAGCAUUAACCACCGUCGCAGCUUCAUCCGAUCUCGUAACAUCAAUGAUUGCUUCGUACCAUCAUACCGCUACUGUACAAAGCGCAUGACGACGAGUAGUGACCAGCUCCUAAUGACUGUAUUGUUGGAGAAGCUGCGUGACAUCACGAAGUCAGUGAACGAGUGGACAAAGAUGGAGCGUCAUUUCACUAAGAUGACAUUAAAUUUGAAGAAGUCGCUGUCAUUUAUCGGCACAAAGCGAAAGCGUGCGGAUGAUGUUGUGAAGUUACUACCAAGUUCAGCAUCGUUCACAAAGUUUAAGCUUCCUCCAUCGAGGCGGCUUAUUGAACGCCAGAUUGCAAAUUGUGAGGCGAAUCUAAACUCCAUUCGUCAGGAGCGCGUGCAAAUGAGUAGAACACUUUUUGGAGUUUUGAGAAUUGCUCGAGAAGAGCAGUUUAGCAAAGAAAUUAUCAGAAUGAUAGACAUAUUGUAUCGAAAGUGUCGCGAUAUAAAGGCUGAAGAGGAGGAGGAACAGUCGAGGUUGAAAGAGGAAGCGGAAAUUGUUGCAAAGGCAUCUGAAGAAGAGAACGCUGUCCGCGGUCGUGAGAAUAUUGAGGACAGCGAGGCUAAAAAGCCAGAAAUCGAGACGCAAUGCGUGGACGAAGCUAGCAAUGCUUGUGACAGUAGUUCAGCCUCACAUACAAACUCCGCUGCUGCAGUUGCUAUCAAUGUGACCUUGUCCAGCGAAAUGAAGGGUAUCUCAUCUCUGCUCAGGAGCGAGGACUCAGAUGCAAAGGACCCGAGCUAUAAUUCUGCUGAUACCAAGUCUCAAGCCGAUAAUGACGAAGACAGCGAAGGAGAUCUCGAGCAAGCAUCUCGAGCAAUUGCUGACAUCACAUCUUCAGUAUUGCCUGACAUUGGGGGAGGCGAUUCCCGAACAGAACUUCUUAACGCAUCGCUUCUGACUGAAACGCCAGGAGAGAAUUCAUUGCAGGUCUUUACGUCCCCAAGUCAGUUCAUGAUACGUGGAGAAAGAGGAAAUAGUGACACGCGGGACGCUUUGGCGCAUCAAUCCAUUGCACAGCAUCAAAAUCUAUCAGCUACUAGACCUACUGGUCGAAAUCAGCAGUCAUUCUUGGACCAAGCCCUCGACGUUUUGAACAAGCAACAGCACCUAGAGCACCAGCAGCGUCUUGAACAUCAGCACCAAUUGGAGCAGCAGCCGAUGCAGCUGGAUGAGCAACAACAUCAACUGGAAAGGCAGCGACAGCUGGAGCAGCAACGUUUUCUGGAGCAACAGCGUCUGGAGAAACAGCACCAAGAACGAGAACGUCAAGAGUGGGAGCGUCAAGGGCGGGAGCAUCAAGAGAGCAAGUGCUUGGAGAAGCAGCAGCGUCUUGAACAACACAUUGACAGACAGUGCCACGGGCCCGAGCAAUGGGAGCAACAGCGUCGAGAGCGGCAGCAGCUUGACCAAGAGCACCACGAAGAGCAACUUGUCGAGCAACAACGUAUUGACGAACAGCGGCGCCUGGAGGAGCAACAUCGUUUGGAGCAACAGCGCCUUGAAAAGCAGCAGCGCCUAGUACAGCAACAGCGUCUGGAACAUCAGAAGCAACUACUCGAACAACAGCGCCUCGAACAGCAGUGUCUCGAACAGCAGCGCCUUGACCAGCAGCGCCUCGAACAGCAACGCCUCGAACAGCAACGCCUCGAACAGCAACGCCUCGAACAACAGCGCCUUGAACAACAGCGCCUUGAACAGCAGCGCCUCGAGCAGCAGCGCCAGGGGACGCAUCGUCGUCAGGAACAGCAGCGUAAGGAAAAACAGCGGCAACAGCAAGAGCAAAAACGCCAAUUUCAGCACAGCAAACCGCCGAGUCUCCCACAAGUGGUGCCUCCCGGACCGUCUCACUUGCAAAUGCUUAGCCAGCAGCAGCAACAACAACAACUCCGGCAGCAGCAGGCAGCACUUCAGCAGCAACAGCACUCUCGUCAGUUACACCAUCCUCUGUAUGGUGACAUAUCCAAGGGAAUGCUCAUGUCUUCUGGUAUGGGAGCCAGUCAACAAGAUGUUUACGUACAGCAGGCGGCUCAGAUGGGUAUGGAUAUGCACGAUGUUGCGCGGCACCACGACUUGAGCCACUUUGUGGGCAAUGCAUCAGGGAGUCUACGUGGCGGUCCUUACAUGACAUCCAAUGAAGUCUCGCGUAACGCUGCUCAACACCCAGCGCCGACGGCGCCACGGACGAGCUACUAUGGAGAUGACGGUCAAGUAGGGCAGUUGCAUUCACACGCUGUGUUUGGCUCGCAAAAUCUGUCUGGGCAGCAUCGUCAGCUCUCGGACCACCAUAUGUUCACGAACGAGUUACAGCAGCAACAACCAGACCAAGCACGGUCGACGGGGAACCAGGACUUUAUCAUUGGCCGCUCAUACCGUGAUCUUAUUAGUGACAGCUUGCAGCAUCCCGGUGUGAUGGACCAAUCUGACGGUAAUGAUGUGAACAUGGGAGACUGGGGUCAAUGA
Peronospora belbahrii is the source of this 4215-nucleotide messenger RNA. NCBI's taxonomy places the organism in Eukaryota, Oomycota, Peronosporomycetes, Peronosporales, Peronosporaceae. The record is from the annotation of a GenBank genome assembly.